Ooceraea biroi (clonal raider ant) is the source of this 2427-nucleotide messenger RNA. RefSeq lists its product as uncharacterized. Gene Ontology annotation, cellular component: mitochondrial outer membrane. NCBI's taxonomy places the organism in Eukaryota, Metazoa, Arthropoda, Insecta, Hymenoptera, Formicidae. Gene Ontology annotation, molecular function: BH domain binding. Gene Ontology annotation, biological process: extrinsic apoptotic signaling pathway in absence of ligand; intrinsic apoptotic signaling pathway in response to DNA damage; regulation of apoptotic process. The record is from RefSeq and is a predicted model, not a curated record.
AGACGACUCGGGGAGAUCGGCGCGAGAUGAGAGCGGGAUCGGGACGAUCCGAAACGUAAGAGAGACACGGAACAGAUUCGGGCGGAGCGGAAUCUUCCUCGCACGGUCCGCUCCGCAAGAGAGAGGGAUGGCCGGCGACGACGGAACAACGACGAACAAUGAGAUUCUCGACGCGGGGGUGGGAGAGGAGGGGCAGGAUACGUCAGCGCGAGGGGAACUACAUUCCAGAGUGGGCGGCAUUCUGGAAUGCGAUCCCCCCGGUAACAGGAAUUCGUCGAACGAGCGAGCCGCCGCUGCCGCCACCACCACCAUCACCACCACCACCACCACCACCAACACCGCUACCGCCGCCGACGACGACGAGGACGGUGUCUGCCGAUAUGCGGUCGGCGCUGCUAACCGUGCUAUGUCUUUCUUCGAGAUGUGCCAGAUUCGACUCCAGCAUCUCUUUCCGCAAUUGGGCCCGCCACCGCGUUACAACAUCCAAGACGAUUCCAUCGAAUCGACCGCGGAGAGCCUGGCCUAUGACGUAAUGCGGUACUUGUUAAAAGAGGAUAUCUACCUUGUAUCCCAAGAUCCGGUGUCCCGUACCAUGAGGCACAAUGUGUAUCAAAUGCUCAACAAGCACAGCAUUCUGUUUACGAGUAUGGUGAACCGUUUAAAUGUCGUUCCGGACACCGCGUACGAAACAUUCAUGGGAGUCGCCAACGAGCUGUUCUUGCACGACGUUAUCACAUGGGCUAGGAUCAUUUGCUUGUAUGCUUUCAUGGGCAGGUUGGCCUUGUGGGCCAGGGACAGAAGAAUGCACAACCUUAAGAACAAAUUGCCGUUGUACGUUUCCAGAUACGUCGGUGAAAACAUAACACACUUUGUCAAAGGCUACGGUGGAUGGGAAUACUUGUGCGUGGAGUAUCCCGUGGUCGAAGAAAUUAGCAGUGCAGUUUGGAGGAAUCUACUAAUGACGGGGGUCACUCUUGGCUUGAUCGCUACAAUCCUGUCGGUGACUUCCUGAUGGGGCCUCGCGGGAUCGUGCGGUUUGAGUACGAUUCGUCCGAGGAAUCUUCGCGUACUUAUGUUUUACGAGGACACCUUCGAGUGGAAUGCGAACCGAUUUCUAUAAUGUACGCACAAUAUUAUACGAUAUUUCGCACACGGACAUCGGGUGUCGUCGGUUUGAUUCAAGCGGAGUGCUUGCUACGUCUAUUUGAGAAACACGCAAGAUUAACAAAAGAUACUUCAACGCGUUGACACACAUAAUUUUCAUAUCAAUGUCAAUCUCGGCUAGAAUUGUCCUACUUUUUAUAUAACUACAGCCAACAUACAUUAGCAUGAGCGACAGACAAUGACGCUAGUUUCCUAUUACUAUACCUUGUAACGAACUAGUGAAAUUAGUAAACAGAAUAUCUAAUUUAAUUCCACAACACAUAGAUUCAGAAUUUUCAAGUACACAGUUUUAACAUAUAUAAUACUCGCGAAAUUAAACAUCUCUUGAAAUUCAUGUGAACAGGAAUCUCGAAAUUUUAUAUUGAAUUUAGGUAGACACAAGCUAUUUAUUUAUAAUUUAUUCUAGGUAGAGAAUAUAUUAAAUAAUAAAUUUUCCCCCAUUUUUAUAUUUGGUCAGAACUGAUCAUAUCCGCACAAUUUUAUAGAUAUACAAACUUUAAAAUACAUAUGUAACACUGAUAAAAACAGCUACAAACUGUAUCACGAUAUAUCCAAAUAAUGGCUACUUUCUUAUAUGUUGGUAUACCCUAUUAUACUUGCAAAAAUUUUAUAUGCAUAUUCAGAAUAAAUACUUUUAUAAAAUAACGAUAUUUUCCUGUGAUCAUUCUUGAAAGAAGAGAAAGAGUAAAACAGAACACUCAAAAGAACACUUGCUACGAAGGAUACUAGUUUUAAUUAGACAAUCCUUGCAAUCGAUUGCACAGCAAAUCAGAAAAUUUAAAGGAGUUUUUUAUCUUCUGAUUCCAUUAAUACUUUAGGAUACAUAUACAUAUAUACGUAUAUUAUUCGUUUGUUAUAAAAUUUAGUGAUUUCUCGUACAAUGCUAUAUAUUACUAUCGGAUGGAAAUUUACAGGGUAGAGCACAAAUUGCUGUUAUGAAAAAUUUAAACGUACUUUUACGAAGAGAUUACGCUAUUAAACAGAUAAAAACCAUCCAGCGAUGCAGAAGAAAGACUUGUUGAUGUGAUGUAUAUUUGUUUUCUUCAAAGGCAUUGAGUAGUCAAGUAUCGUGAAGCAUUUUUAAUGUAUCUUUAUAAAUUAUAAGCGAUAAGUUUUAAUAUACUGUUGCAUUAUGUCAUACGUUAAAGGGGAACAGUCUCCCUCUCUCCUCUUAAUCAUUAUGAAAUAAACUGUAAACGCGACAUAUUUCUGAUGUGUAUAUGUUUGCAAAUAAUCAAAAAUAAUAACUUCAUAUGAAAUAAC